GUACGGUAUUGCUUACAUACUUGUACGGUAUCGUAGUUCUGUGCCAUACCAGCAUGGCGCUCACCCGCAGGGCUAGUGGCCGACCUGGCGCUGACUCGGAUGCGUCUCCUUAUCUCCACGAACUGCGUCGUCGGCUCUCGAGCUUUGGGUCGUCUCAGAAGACGCGACGUCGAUUGACGACGCAGCCUGCGGGCCCUGCGGCGGAGAAGAGUUCUGCUAUCUGUUCGUCGAUGCAGCUCACUUUAGAGGAGCCUCUGGCCACGGUUCACCUUGAGAUUACUGAUGUGAGCUGUGCAAGACUACAAUAUAGACUGUUGGGCACCAAACGCUACUGGUACAGAUCUGUCAAGCAGGAGAAGCAGGGCAAGAUCCGCUGGGAGGUUAAGAUGUACCAAAUAUGCUGUCGGAAAUCCACCGUUGACGCACUACUAAAGUGCACGUGGCACACGAUGCCGAGACUCACCAGUGAAGAUGUUACAAUCAAGUCAGUGGGCUUUUUCGAUACAGAGAAGGCAGCAAUGACUGCACUUGAUGCUGCUGCCAAGGCACGAGAUGUUACAAAUCCGUUCACAGGAUUGAGUGUGCGGAAAAGCGAAAUACCGUUGCAGUUGAUCAAGUACUUCCAAGUAGUGGUUGUGUCGGAUAGAUUUCAAAGGAUGACGCAGAACGAGCGACUUGAAUUGAUCUACAGACUGCUACUGGAAACAGCACCGAACCCAGCUAAUGCACAAGACGACAUGGAUACGAAGCUAGCCUACCAGCAACCCGGUAUUGUGGAGAUCGUUGGAAUGUCACUUGACAGUAUGUGCAAAAACGUCGACUCAGUGGAGAGCUGGACAAAGUAG
Phytophthora nicotianae INRA-310 is the source of this 845-nucleotide messenger RNA. RefSeq lists its product as hypothetical. The transcript is spliced from 2 exons. Lineage: Eukaryota; Oomycota; Peronosporomycetes; Peronosporales; Peronosporaceae. The record is from RefSeq and is a predicted model, not a curated record. The coding region runs from base 54 to 845 and encodes 263 amino acids.